Pelmatolapia mariae (spotted tilapia) is the source of this 2950-nucleotide messenger RNA. RefSeq names its product EF-hand calcium binding domain 7 (gene efcab7). Lineage: Eukaryota; Metazoa; Chordata; Actinopteri; Cichliformes; Cichlidae. The record is from RefSeq and is a predicted model, not a curated record. Gene Ontology annotation, biological process: positive regulation of protein localization to ciliary membrane. The transcript has 13 exons. The coding region runs from base 203 to 2035 and encodes 610 amino acids. Gene Ontology annotation, molecular function: calcium ion binding. Gene Ontology annotation, cellular component: ciliary membrane; plasma membrane protein complex.
ACAGCCUAGAUGUACCAGUAAUGAUGUGUGAGGAUAAGUGUCAUUGUUUCAUUAUAAUCUGAUUCAAUACACUGCAUUUAGCUGGUUAAACAUGGUGGUCAUAGCUUGAUAAUGAGGUAAAAGCUGCCAUAUCCGGUUACCGUUUUUUUCUAAGCUGGCGAAACUUAGCUAAGGGUAAGCAGGUCGAUCUGUUCUUCGAAAGAUGUCUUUUCAGGAGUCGCCCCGUCCUUCUGAAGAGGAUGAGGCUUUCUACAUGCAGUGCAGAGCCGCGUACCUGGCUGUGUUCAGAUCUAGUUUGACAAAUAUCACUUCGAAACAGCACUUAUGCCGUGUUCUUCAACAGGCUGGUAGAAAUCCAUCCCAUGCAACUCUUAAUAAAUACUGGACUGCUACAACAUCUAAGCUGAACUUUGAUGACUUUUGUGAGAUUCUCAAGCACGAGGAGAAAACUGAGGAAAGUGAGCUGAUGAGAGUUUUUAAAAAGAUGGAUGUGAACGGUGACGGCUACAUCACACACAGUGAACUGGAGAAGGCCUUAAUCACUAGAGGAGAGAAAAUGACGAAAGAGGAGGUGAAUGCUAUCUUCUCACUGGCUGACAUUAACAAGGAUGGCAAACUGCACUACGCAGAAUUCUGCAGAUUGUUUGCGUCUACAGUAGAGCAGUGUCAAACAGCUGCUUUGGAGAGACUUGAGGCUGAUGCCAAGCUGAAGAGACUGAACUUUGGCAGUCAAUCAUACAGCCCGCCAAAGAGCUCCGUGUCAUCAGCAUCAUCAGCAACUCAGCGGGUGGACUCGGACACAACACCAAAGAAAGACAACCGCUCAUCCUCCCGGCCUUCUUCAGCUCGCAGCAGACGUUCGUCUCUGUCAAACUCAAUCACGAUGACAUCGAGCAGCACUAAAGCCAACAAAUUCCCAGAGCCUUCAGGUUUACAGGGUUGGCAUCACAGUUUUAUGAAAGGCUGCUUCUUUUUGGAAGACGACGGGAGUAUCAGCGCUCUGCAGUACCAGCUCCACAUCCCCCACACGACAACCGUCUACCUAACCAUCCAACCACUCGGCCUCAGCCACAGACCUGACAAGUCCUCAGCAUGGAUGACAGUGGACACAGCACUUUUUGUCAUGUCAGCUGGUGAAACUAAAGAAGACACAAAUUUAGUGUGUUUCACUGAGUCAAAAGACAAAGAAAAGUAUAUUUGGAAAGGGGAACUGAAUGCUGGGACAUACCACCUGCUUCCCUUCACCAGUGGCUGCAGGUUAAAGAAAAGGAGCAGAAAGAGCCCUUCUAGUAAACCCGUGGAGUUGGUCUACAGGACUGACACAGAAGAACUAGACCUGACCAGGGAGUUCAGGGAGGUGCUGUCUGACAUUUUUGAGAUUAUAGACCUUGACGGCAAUGGUUUGCUCAGCCUGGAGGAGUACAAUUUCUUUGAGCUCAGGACCAGCGGAGAGAAGUGUGACAAGGAUGCCUGGGCCGUCUGCAAAGAAAACUUUGAUAUGAGAAAGAACCAGCUGACACGACAGGGAUUCAUGGAGCUGAACCUGAUGGAGGCCACUGAGAAAGAUGGAGAUCCUGCAGACAUGUGGUUCACGCUGGAAGCUAUGGGUUACAACCGUAUGCUGGAGCUAGUAGAGGCCUGUCCAUUCCAGAUAGACGUAUACUGUGAAAGCACUCAGCCAUCCAUCCAGCCCCUCAGCAUGGAUUCAGGGCCAAAGCUUCUGAGCCAGGCGCUCCAGAAGUCCAUCACAGCUAGAACAGGGGCCAAAGCACUGAGGGGACACGACAAUGUGUUCAUCUACACCUACAAAGGGGAGCACAGGAUUUCCUCCCUCAUUACCAACAAGACAAACCAGAGAGUGACUGUGCAUGUGAACAACGAGCAGAGCAGGAACUGCUGCAGUAGCAGAGGCAUGACAGUGUUUGCUGUAGAAGUGCCAGCCAGGACUAAAAUGGUGUGCCAGCAUGUUCUACCCAUCAAUGAAAAACAGGACUGGAUCUACAGCUGUGUGGAGACCAUACUACCCGCAAUGUAAAGUCCAGCCUGAAUGGACAGCUCUUUAUAUUCUGGCUAAAAUGUAUUCGUCAAGGUUUUAAAUGUGGGCACUAAAGAGCGAUUUGUUCUAUAUCCACUGGCAUUAUAUCAUGAAUGUGAAUUAUCAUAAGUUGUUCUAGCUCUGCUUUAAUGAUUAUGUGUAUUUUUUACUGUGAGAAAUGGAUGAGCGCCUAAUCAUUUCAGCUGCCUGACUUGUUGCCUGGCCUGUAAUAUUGAAUUUGUAGGUAGUCGAUGAGUUUUGUGUAACAUCUGGUUAUAAUGGAGACGGUUAACAAUUUCCCUGCUGUUUUUAAGUUGUUUUCUUUUUCCUUCUGUUGUUUUAUUAUUAUUGUUAUUAUCUUUAUUAUUUCUCUCUGUUGAAUUUGUCUUUGUUACUUUGUUAUUACUGUGAUACAUGGAAUCAAGGAUUGAAGAUUAAGGGUUUAAUUUCUAACAUUUAGAAAAUCAUGUCAUUAUUAUCAUGUCACAAUAGAGUGUUAUGUCAUUAUUAAGGGUAAGACAACACUUUCUUAUAUUAGUUUUUUUAUCACUCUUGUCAUGUAAUGGUGGAUUUUACUUAUGUUAAUAUUGCUGAAUGUCAUUACCGUCUUGUUUCGACAGAACAGAUAAGAAAAUUAAAGGAAAAGAACAAAAGUCCUUCAAGUCCACAUAAAUGUGUUUGAAAAUUAGUAAUACUAAUUAUUUGAAAAAAAUCUCUUACAGCAAUAUUGAAAAUUCCUGUCAAGGAUUCAUUAAAUUUGACCUUAGAGGAUUAUCAGCAAGUUUUCCAUAAACACAGGAAUGUCAUUCUGGCUCCAACAUUGUCUCCUGGAAUUAGAGACACUUGUAAGUACAUGUUUAGCUGAUUAUGGCCAUCACUGAAGUCAUUAAUUUUCUUACAUAUUGUUGCAGUUCA